GCUGUUCAACAACACGAAGAAGAAGAAAUUCUCGGGCAGGGAAGGGAGACUGUAGUGACUGGAGGUUGACAGUCCACCGACCAACAUGUCUGACACUGUUAAAUUCAGCGCUCUGUAGCUUGUCCAUCAUCCUGUUUACACCAGCCAAAUGAACCAAACAUUAACGUUAGAGAACAACAGCUGAUACUCCCGCAUACAGAAAUGGCAGACCAUGAAAUAGACUACAACAUCGUGUUCCCAGAUGCAGGGACGUCGGAGAGACACUGGCAGGGGACAAAGGAGCCAGUUGUGAUUCUGCUGGGCUGGGCUGGUUGCAAAGACAAACACCUGUCCAAAUACAGCUCCAUCUACAAUGAGCAGGGAUGUGUCACCAUCCGCUACACAGCUCCCUUGAAGACGGUCUUUAUCUCGGAGUCGUUUGGCUACAAUGAGCUGAGCAGUACGGCCCUCAAGCUGCUGGAGAUCCUCUAUGACUAUGAGGUGGAGAACAGCCCUAUUGUCUUUCACAUAUUCAGUAAUGGAGGCUUCAUGCUGUACCGUUACAUUAUUGAGUUGUUGCACAGUGAUAAACAGUUCAGCUCCCUUUACGUAAUUGGGGCCAUAGUGGACAGUGCCCCAGGUAGUGGGAAUGUCCCCGGGGCCCUGCGUGCACUGACGGCCACCCUGGGGCCCAAAAUAAACCCUGUUUUGAGGUACAUCCUCUUAGCCAUUUUUGCAGUGACUGUUUUCCUGUUGCGAGUUGUGCUGUACCCUUUAACCAAGUAUAUCCACAAGAACCACUAUGACGCAGUGCAGGAGAGGCCGCCCGCCUGGCCUCAUUUCUACCUGUACUCCAGAGCUGACCAGGUGAUCAGGCACAGGGACAUUGAGCUCUUUGUGGAGAGUUUGAAGCAGAAAGGCGUCCCGGUGGACAGUUUUGAUUUUGUUUCCAGUCCCCAUGUUGGUCAUUUCCGGGAUUUUCCUGAGCAUUAUGCUCUUAAGUGCCGCGAUUUCCUGGUUGCUUGCAUGAAGGACUUGGAAGGGACUGAGAUAAAGAAGAGACAGAGGGUUCAGAAUCAAUGAAACUUGGAGAGAACUUGCAAGAUUUUGCUAACCCUCUGUUUCAGAUUUGUUGAAGAGAGGUGAAGAAAGUCAGACAGCUUAAUUAUUCUCAGUGGUCAGGUAGAAAAUAAAGCAAAAGAUUUUUGCCAUGCAGCUGGUGUUUGAGCUGAACUAGUAGAAGAUUUAGGCAGUGUUUUUCUGUCCUAAUGCACCACAAUGGGAAAGAUGUGGUCUAAGUGUAUUGCACUUAAUUCAUGUCUGGAAAACCGGUCAUAUGAAACACUGUAAUUCACACACCCCUAAACUGUGUAGCACAAAGGCUUAACCCAGCCUACUCAAAUGUUUUUGCAACAGUCAUAACAUGUAAAAAGUAACAAUACAAACUAUUGCUAUACACUGGAAAAUAAAUCUUGUAGGAUAAUUUAAUUGCUAUUUAAUAUUGCUGUGAAAUGUGAUACAUUGUAGAUUAGUUGUAGUGAUUCUAAAACUGAGGCUGGGUAUUGGGAAAUAAUAAUCUGCAUCUUGUAUUUAUGAAAUUUACAAUGUAUUUAUGGUUUUAAUCUCACUAUUUGACAAUAAAAUGUGAUUGCAAGGGUGCUUACAAUGAAGGAAACUAAUCGGAUGGGUUUUUUUCUUCUUUUUUUUUUAAAUAAAAAGUUCUCAAACUUGUUGCCUUAAAGCAGUAAAUUUCUUUUUUUUUUUUUUUUUUUGUGGGGGAUGUAGAAUACCCAGUCCUAAUGUCACACACAGUUGAUUUAGUUGAAGGAAAAAGGUGAUUGACUAUGAAUGUACAUGCCCAGCACAAACAUUGUGUUCUUUCCAACUGAUGUGCCUUCAAUAAAUCAGAAUGCUCAUAGAAAAGUA
Messenger RNA from Micropterus salmoides (largemouth bass), 1905 nucleotides. RefSeq names its product transmembrane protein 53 (gene tmem53). The coding region runs from base 202 to 1062 and encodes 286 amino acids. The transcript has 3 exons. NCBI's taxonomy places the organism in Eukaryota, Metazoa, Chordata, Actinopteri, Centrarchiformes, Centrarchidae. The record is from RefSeq and is a predicted model, not a curated record.